AUGUCAAAAAUGCCAGGUAUACUUAAAAUUAUUAAUAAUAACAGACUUUCAUCAAUUGCUAAUGUCACGAGAAGUUAUAAGAAAAGGAGCCUUAGUUUUAUUAAUAAUUCAUUAAAAUUUGCUGCAAGCAAUGAUAUUAGUGGAAAAAGAUGUUUUGUAAAUAAUCCAGUUGUUGAACUUGAUGGAGAUGAGAUGACUAGAAUAAUUUGGACUAAAAUAAAGGAUAAACUGAUUUUACCUUAUCUUAAUAUCGAAAUUAAAUAUUUUGAUUUGGGCAUGGAAAAUCGUGAUACAACAAAUGAUAGAGUCACAAUAGAGGCAGCAGAAGCGAUCAAGAAACACAAUGUUGGUAUUAAAUGUGCAACUAUUACACCUGAUGAACAAAGAGUCAAAGAAUUUAACUUAAAAAAAAUGUGGAAAUCUCCAAAUGGAACAAUUCGUAAUAUCUUGAAUGGUGUUGUUUUUCGUGAACCAAUCUUAUUGAAAAAAAUCCCACGUAUUGUAUCCACUUGGACUAAACCAAUUAUUAUUGGAAGACAUGCAUUUGGAGACCAAUACAAAGCUACAGAUCUUGUUAUUGAUAAACCUGGUAAAGUUUUAUUGAAAUUCUUGCCUGAUGAUAAUGACUCCCCAGUUGAAGAAACUGUUUAUGAAUUUAAGGGCCCUGGUGUAACAAUGGCAAUGUAUAAUACUGAUGAGUCUAUCACAGGUUUUGCUGAGAGCAGUUUUAAGAUGGCAUUAAGCAAAAACAUGCCAUUGUAUCUUAGUACCAAAAAUACUAUUUUAAAAAAAUAUGAUGGCAGAUUUAAAGACAUUUUUGAAGGAAUUUAUGAAAGUAAAUAUAAAAAUGAAUUUAAAGCUCAAAAUAUUUGGUAUGAACAUAGACUUAUUGAUGAUAUGGUAGCUCAAGCACUAAAAUCUGAUGGAGGAUUCGUCUGGGCAUGUAAAAAUUAUGAUGGGCAAUCAGAUAUUUUAGCUCAAGGAACUGUAACAAGACACUAUCGUUUACACCAAAAGGGUGAAGAAACUUCAACAAAUCCAAUUGCUUCAAUUUUUGCUUGGACAAGAGGGUUGGCUCACAGAGCUAGGCUAGAUGGAAAUGAUAAAUUAUUAAAAUUUUCCACGGAUCUUGAACAAGCUUGUAUUGACACUGUUGAUGUUCAUGGUAAAAUGACUAAAGAUUUAGCAUUAUCAAUUCAUGGAAAAAAAGAACAUUAUGUCAACACUGAUGAAUUUUUGGUUGCUGUUAGUGACACUUUGAAAAAAAUUGUUAAUACUUAA
Molecule: messenger RNA, 1281 nt
Organism: Entrophospora sp. SA101
Lineage: Eukaryota; Fungi; Glomeromycota; Glomeromycetes; Entrophosporales; Entrophosporaceae
Source: the annotation of a GenBank genome assembly